AUGGCCGACUAUAUGCAUCAUGCUGAACUUGAUCCUGAAUGGGUUGAAUUCUCUAGAACCUUUACAUCUCCCACUGUCCCCAAGGAUUUGGCGCUUGCCAAAGAGUUUGCCAACCGUUCCCGCACUGAGCUCUUCAAUAGAGUGCUCGGACCUAUUGAAGGGGUUUCAACUUGUGAUCUCUCUAUCUUUACCAGGGACGGCAAUAGCAUUGCAGUCCGUCUCUACUUUCCCGACCCCAAGUCUGCCACUGCAGUGCCCAGCGACAGAGGCCUUUAUAUAUACCUUCACGGAGGCGGAUGGCUUUUUGGUAGCCUUGACACUGAAGAUGUACACUGUCGUCUGCUCGCUAUCAGUCUAGACUGUGUUGUAUUAAGCGUGGACUAUCGCCAUACACCUGAAUGGACAUUUCCAACGCAAUACUACGACGUCUUUGAUGCUAUCGACUGGAUCCUCAAUCUCGAUCGACUGGAGGAGUAUGGGAUCAGCCCAGAUAAAGUUGUUGUCGGUGGUGUUAGUGCUGGGGGAACACUAUCCGUUGCGAGCGCAGUACGAGAAAUAGAGCAGGCUACGCAUCGUAUCAAAGGCAUCAACGCUUCCUUACCGAGCCCUAUACACUGGACGCGUUUCCCGCGCCAUUUGGUCAAGGACGCCUUCUCCUCAUUUGAGCAGAACGCCAACGCGCCUCUGCUGCCAAUGGCGCGACUUGAAUACCUACAUUCACUCUUGGAGGCAGAUCCGGACUCGCCCUAUGUGUCACCGUUUCUACUACCUGAUACGGUACUGCAGCAACUCCCUCGCAUGGCAUUCCACGUGUGCGGUGCCGACCCAUUGAGAGACGGCGAGCUACUGUUUGAGGAGAAACUGAAGCGACUCGGGGUGGAAACGAAAAUUACAGUCUUUUCAGGGUGGCCACAUGCGUUCUGGAAUCUGCCGCAGAUCAAGUCUUCCGUCCUGUUUCGCCAACAAAUGGUUGACGACGCAAAGUGGCUUCUGGAAGGUGCUUGA
Fusarium vanettenii 77-13-4 is the source of this 1005-nucleotide messenger RNA. RefSeq lists its product as uncharacterized. Gene Ontology annotation, biological process: triglyceride catabolic process. Gene Ontology annotation, cellular component: cytosol. The record is from RefSeq and is a predicted model, not a curated record. Gene Ontology annotation, molecular function: sterol ester esterase activity; triacylglycerol lipase activity. Bases 1 to 1005 code for a protein of 334 amino acids. NCBI's taxonomy places the organism in Eukaryota, Fungi, Ascomycota, Sordariomycetes, Hypocreales, Nectriaceae. The transcript has 3 exons.